Aedes aegypti (yellow fever mosquito) is the source of this 2579-nucleotide messenger RNA. RefSeq names its product beta-glucuronidase. Gene Ontology annotation, biological process: carbohydrate metabolic process; glucuronoside catabolic process. Gene Ontology annotation, molecular function: carbohydrate binding; beta-glucuronidase activity. Lineage: Eukaryota; Metazoa; Arthropoda; Insecta; Diptera; Culicidae. The coding region runs from base 322 to 2397 and encodes 691 amino acids. The transcript has 9 exons. The record is from RefSeq and is a predicted model, not a curated record.
GUCAAUCAACGGACGCGCACCAGUGUAGUGGCAAUACCUACCAUACAUAUUCCAGCAAGUCAGCCGGUGGCUUCUAGCUCCAGAACGAAAACAUCGCGCGGCGUACGAUGCCGGCUCUCGGAGUUCAAGCUUCAACGACGACGCCAAAGUCGGAGCGAUAACAAAUACGACGACUAUUGAUUGGUGACCUCGCGCGCGCUUACAAGUAUCUACGCUGGACUAUGGGACGAUAAACCGCCAUCGUGCCUUAAUGCCGAAGGACUAUUCUAGGGGGUGCUGUUCUAGGGUAGUGGUUGCGGUGGGGACAAGUGCUAGCAAGUAAUGCACCAAUUCAAGGGUUUUAUCGAGAUGGUCCGGCGAAAACCCCGCAAAACGGCAGUCCUGUCAGCUCUCACCUUCCUGAUUAUGGGAACGAUCGGCUACAUGGUAAACUCAGUAUUCGGAGCCAUGUUUUCCAAUGGAAACGAAUCCUUAUCGGAGGGACUGCUGUAUCCACGGGAGUCGGAAACGCGGGAAGUCAAGAAGCUGGACGGAAUGUGGAACUUUGUCCGGUCGGACAGCAACAAUCCCUCGCAGGGACUGCGGGAGAAGUGGUUCAGUGAUGAUUUAAGUAGAUUUAAGCCCACCAUUCAGAUGCCGGUGCCCAGUAGUUAUAACGAUGUGACGGAAGAUGCCUCCCUCCGGGACCACGUGGGGACGGUGUGGUAUGAUCGGAAGUUUUUUGUGCCAAAAUCCUGGGGCUCUCAGGACCAGCGGGUGUUUGUGCGGUUCGGUUCGGUGCAUUAUGAUACAAUUGUGUGGAUCAACGGAAUACAGGUGGCCAAACACGAGAUCGGGCAUCUGCCGUUCGAGGCAGACAUCUCGACGGAGCUAAAGUACGGUGCGGAGAACCGGAUCACGGUUCUAUGCGAUAACGUGCUGCUGCAGGUUACGGUGCCGCAAGGCAAGGUGCAGAAUCAACCGGUAGACGGAGGCGUGGAGCUAGUGCAAACGUACACGUUCGACUUCUUCAACUACGCCGGCAUUCACCGGUCGGUUAUGUUGUACACGGUUCCGCGAGUGUUCAUCCGUGACGUUGUGGUUAACACCGAUCUGGUCGGGGACGAGGGUCACAUUUAUUAUAGUGUAAAGAGCAAUCUGAACGGUAGUUACCACGACCUUCAGGCGACAGUGAAGAUUAUAGACAAGAACGGAACUGUAGUGGCAACGGACAGCACUGCUGGGGCGGAUCUGAAGGGUGUAGUUUUAGUGAAAAACGUGAAGCCAUGGUGGCCGUAUUUGAUGCACGAAGAGCCGGGUUAUUUGUACAAUAUGGAAGUCACGUUGGAGGGCAAGAGUAACGAGGCUUCGAAGCCUUUGGGAGAAAUUCACGAUGUGUACAGGUUGAAGGUCGGCGUAAGGACGCUGGAGUGGACCAAUACGUCAUUGUUGAUCAAUGGGCGUCCGAUUUACUUCCGCGGGUUCGGAAGGCAUGAGGAUUCAGAUAUUCGAGGAAAAGGUCUUGACUACGCAUUACUGACGAAGGAUUUCAAUCUUCUGAAGUGGGUAGGCGCAAACGCUUACCGAACAUCACACUAUCCAUACUCUGAAGAGAGUAUGCAAUUCGCUGAUGAACAUGGUAUUAUGAUAAUUGACGAAUGUCCCAGUGUAGAUACAGAGAACUAUUCGCAAAUAUUGCUGGAGAAACAGAAAUCCAGCAUUGAGCAGUUGAUCCAUCGUGAUCGUAACCAUCCCAGUGUAAUUAUGUGGUCCAUCGCGAACGAGCCUCGCACUGCUUUGUUUGCAGCGGAUGCUUAUUUUGAAGCCGUCGCCAAAUACACUCGCCAGUUGGAUCCUACUCGUCCAGUGACGGCAGCCAUUGCCGUCGGAGUCAAUGAUGAUAGAGCGGCGAAACACCUCGACAUUAUCAGCUUCAACCGCUACAAUGGAUGGUACUCAAAUGCUGGUAAGCUAAAUAUGAUAACGAAUCGGGUCAUUGAAGAGGCCCAAUCGUGGAACGCCAAACACAACAAACCGGUUUUGAUGUCCGAGUAUGGAGCCGAUACGAUGGAGGGUUUGCACAUGCUCCCGGCCUACAUCUGGUCCGAGGACUACCAGUCGCAGGUCUUCAGCCGGCAUUUCCGCGCCUUCGACAGCCUGCGCAAGCAAAACUUCUUCAUCGGGGAGUUCGUGUGGAACUUUGCCGACUUCAAGACGGCUCAGACGUACACCCGGGUCGGGGGCAACAAGAAGGGCAUUUUCACCCGCAACCGGCAACCGAAGGCCGCCGCCUAUCUACUGAGGCAGCGCUACCAUGCUCUGGCCGAGGAGCUGGACAAGAGCACGCUGCCGGACGAUCUCUUCCUCUACACGGCCGAGAACAAGCAAUCGGAUCAGACCUCCAAAUUCGAACUGUGAGAGAACCCGUUCAGGUGCGGUUUUGCUCAGGAACUUCUACAGCGCAUCUUGCAUUGUUUGUUGGCUUUACUUUUACUGUAGGAAUCUUACACAAAAGAGUAUUUGUUUUCGUAUUGUUUGUACAAAGUUUUAUUGAGCUAAAAAUAAAGAAAAUUAUGCCAAAGUGAGUCUUGUAAAAUAUA